Danaus plexippus (monarch butterfly) is the source of this 5346-nucleotide messenger RNA. It is a transcript of the gene Hr39, whose product is annotated as nuclear hormone receptor FTZ-F1 beta. Gene Ontology annotation, cellular component: RNA polymerase II transcription regulator complex. Gene Ontology annotation, molecular function: zinc ion binding; nuclear receptor activity; RNA polymerase II cis-regulatory region sequence-specific DNA binding. The transcript has 17 exons. Gene Ontology annotation, biological process: tissue development; hormone-mediated signaling pathway; regulation of transcription by RNA polymerase II. The record is from RefSeq and is a predicted model, not a curated record. Bases 659 to 2869 code for a protein of 736 amino acids. NCBI's taxonomy places the organism in Eukaryota, Metazoa, Arthropoda, Insecta, Lepidoptera, Nymphalidae.
GAGAUGUCAGUCUGCUCUAUGAGUUUAUUCCGCUUUGUUUGGCGGAGGUGAGAGGACAUGGUGUAGUUCGUUAUUCGAAGUAGCGCGUUGUGUUCAAUGUUUUUUGUAUUUUCUUACAAUUUUUGAGUGACUAAACGAUAUAUUCAGCCAUAAGAAGGUUUUCUAAUUCGAUCGACAACAGUGUACGUGUUAGAAACUUAGAAUCUAGUAACAUUUGCACAAUUGUGCAAGCGACUCGAUGUCAAUAAACUUGUCGGUGAUAUUUUAUGGGAAAGGUGUGCCGCGUCGCUAAUACCUGUUCGCGACUGAAGGGUGCAUGGGCUCGGGAUGUCAGAGGCCGCUGAUAGCUAGGCGGGUGGUGACCGGUGCCAUGGAGUAGAUGGGAAAGAGAGUAACAAUGCUGGUUCCAUCGCGAGGAAGAUACGAUUUAAGAAUAUGUACGCGGAGCUGUAUUGAAUGCGUACGUCUGGAAUCAAGACUGCACUCAGAUGCCUUACAAACAACAAGCGACCCGAGAUGAUCGCUUAGCAUAAAUAUAAAAAAUAUGAAAAUUAUAAUAGUUUUGUAUGCGUUUUUAAUAUUGUUAUUCUAAAAGGACAUUGCGCAUGGUGCUUAUUAGUGUAGUGAGGUGAAAAGAACUAUCGAUAUAGCGAUAACGAUGUCUAGUGAGGGGGAGGCGGUGAAAGUGGAAGGGGGUCAUAUCUCCGUCACUACUAUCAGCAUGUCGGGACCGGAGAGUAGCAAUGGGCAGUUCUCGUAUAGCUCGAGCGGAGUCCGUAUCAGCGUGUCCUCGGAGCCUCAAGACGAGGAUUCGACGGACGCGGAAAUAUCCAAAAUAGAUUUCACCCAACACCAGUAUGAGGUCAACAUGCGGAAUAAGAAGAAGCGUUCGUCCGGCCAGUGUGACCAGGCCAAGGAGCAAGAGAGGCCGAUGUCCUGGGAGGGAGAGCUGUCAGACUCGGAAAUGGUCAUCGACACCAGCACCAAUAACGUAGACGAGAACAGCAGCUCCCUGGACCUCCAAUCCUCCCGGGAUUCAAUCGACACGCUCCGUAACGUGUCCAUUAAGACUGAACCUCUUAAAACAGAGCUCUUCCACACUAUGGAGGACCAACGUGUUCUGGACCUGAAGUAUACCGUGCCUCUUCAGUCACAUCAGCGCAGUCUUAGUAUGAAUAGGAUAUCGGUCCUAACAGACAGUAAUUCGUUGUUAGCGCGGCGGCCGUCAUCACCCUCGCACUACGACGCGCAUCCCGAGGUCCAGAACCUCACUAUCAAGAAGGAACAGCUCUCUGAACUCAAGUCCGAACCGACGUCCAGUGUGGACAAGCUGCUAGGGCUCCACGGGUCCCCCCUGAUGGGACGCCUCCCCCGCGUGCAGUCCAGCGCCAGCACUGACUCCGCGGUACACUCAAUGUAUACACACAGUGUAUACAGCAGUCCGUCGGCCAGCCCCCGCCCCUCGCGCCACUACACCCCCUCCCUCUCCCGGAACAACAGCGACGCGUCACACUCCUCAUGCUACUCCUACAGCUCAGAGUUUUCCCCCACUCACUCUCCAGUACAAAGUCGUCACCCCCACGUGGUGUACCGCGAGGCGGCCGUGUUCCCCGCCUCCCCCGCUCAUGAUGAGGACGCGGACGGAACCGACGACAGGCUGCAUCAUCACCAGGGGAUCAGCCGCCAACAACUCAUUAACAGUCCGUGUCCAAUUUGCGGCGACAAAAUCAGUGGCUUCCACUACGGGAUAUUUUCUUGCGAGUCUUGCAAGGGCUUCUUCAAGCGGACGGUUCAAAAUCGCAAGAACUACAUGUGUCUGAGAGGCGGGAACUGUCCCGUCACCGUCGCCACCAGGAAGAAGUGCCCCGCGUGUAGAUUCGAUAAGUGUCUGGGAUGCGGGAUGAAACUCGAAGCUAUAAGAGAGGACCGCACCCGCGGCGGUCGGUCUACUUAUCAAUGUUCGUACACGCUGUCUGGCGCGGCCUCCACCGGCUCCUUACUAUCAGCGCACACUCCCGCAACGCUGAGACACGCCUCGAGUCUCACAUGUGUGAACGGUCCGGGCUCCUACAACAGAGGCGAAUCAAGCAACAGUCGACUCACCCCUGACAUACCGCCGUUAUUGCAGGAAAUAAUGGACGUGGAACAUCUAUGGCAGUACAACGAGUCCGAGCUGAGUCGUAUGAGCAAGAGCUCGAGCAGUCCGUCCGCCAACCCCCUGUUAGCGGCCAGCGGCAUCACGGCGCAGAACUCUAGCGCCGACUUCCUGGCCGACCUGUGCAAUAUAGCAGACCACAGAUUAUACAAGAUCGUCAAGUGGUGCAAGAGUCUGCCGCUCUUUAAAAAUAUCUCCAUCGACGAUCAGAUAUGUCUGUUGAUAAACAGCUGGUGCGAGUUACUGGUGUUGUCCUGUUGCUACAGAGGAGUCAGCACGCCAGGGGAGGUGCGGGUGGGGGGAGGCAGGGGAAUAACGCUGCAGCAGAGCGCCAAGUACGGCCUAACUCCAUGUAUUGAACGUAUGUUGAGUUUCACUGAUCACUUGAGGAGGCUGCGUGUGGACCGCUACGAGUACGUCGCGCUCAAGGUCAUCGUACUACUCACUUCAGAUGCUCCAGAGCUUCAUGAAGCAGAGAAAGUGAGAGCUUCCCAGGAGAAGGCGCUGGCAGCCCUACAGGCCUACACCGCCACACACUCACCAGACACACCUGCCAAGUUUGGUGAACUACUGCUGCGAAUUCCAGAACUACAGAGAACUUGCCAGUUUUUCAUGCAAGUCGGAAAAGAAAUGCUCAAUCCAGCGAACAAGAGUAAGGACGGAGAGGGACCGAGCUUCAACCUCCUCAUGGAACUGCUUCGAGGAGAUCAUUGAAUACGAACUCAUUGCUCAACUGCGACAUAGGCUAGACCCAGCAAUAUAUCGAUAGACGAACUAUCGAUGUAUCGAUAUUAAAAAUAUCGUUACAUUCAAUCCCUAGAUUCCAUAAAACUAUAGUUUUAUAUGAUUUUAAAUUUAUCUAUAUCAUAUCAGAUAUCCCAGAGCGAACGAUGCUAUGAGCAUAUAUUUUGUUUCGUUUAUUAUAAUUUCAUAAAGACACAAUAAAUAUAAUUUAGUGAUAUUACGAUAUUAUUGCCUUAAUAUAAGCUCUUAAUUUUGGCCUUGGAAACGAAGACUGCUUUCAUGAACACUUAGUAUCGUAAUACGUAUUUUUAUAACUUCGGAUAUUAUUAUGCAUUUAUUUUAUAACACCGCUUCCGUUGAACCGAAUACUCCAUAUCAUAUGUAAUUAUAAUAUAACAUUUUUGUUAAUUUUACACGCAAAACACUGCCGGCCGAAGAUUUAUGUAUAAAUUAAAAGAAAAAAAAUGUAUUAUAUGACCUUUCAGAAAACCGCCAAUGGCGCCAUUCAUUUAUGACAUUGACACGUGACAGUUAAUACCAAAGACAAUUAAAGGUUGGGGUGCUUUUGCGUUGAACUCAUUUCAUGUAACUUCACUGCCACAAGCUUUUAUUAGCUAUUAUUAAAUAAGAACAAGGGAACAAUUUAUAUAUAGGGAACUUAUGAAGUAACCAAAUAGCUAUGUUAUGUGUGAAACGGUUGCUUUUUAAGAGUUCCGUGUGCGGCGAUCAAAAUGUUUGUGGGAAACUUUGAAAUAUUUAAGAAUAUUUUAAGACGCACAAAUAUAAAGAGUUAUUGAUGAUCUUGCCAUUCCCAUGAUUUAGAUGAUUUCUCUAACGUGCAAUUAACAAAAAUUUUACACUGUUACAGUCCUGUUAUAAGAGGAUUUAUGAACAAAUAGGAACUUUUGUAGUUAAACAAUGAAAAGUUGGGGUGAUUGUACGGAACUUGUGCAUGAAUUGAUUUGCUGGCACAAAAUUUACUGCACCGGGGGAAGGUUUAUUACAAUGUAGCCUCCUCCAAUAAUUAAAUAAUCAUAAAGAUUAUAUAUAUGUAGGUAUUUUCAUUAAAAUAUAUUUUGGUCUACAUAUGUAUGUACAUAUUUUCAAUAUAAGUAUAUUAGCUUCAUAUCAAGAUCUGAAGUAAUUAACGAAAGAUCAUUGCCAUUUUAUUUAAGUUUCUUUAUGUUUAAAUUUUUAAAGAUUUUUGUCAUUUUUUUUUUUAUAGCAAUCUGCUAAUAUUUAGUUCUGUGACAUAACUUAGUUACAAUAUAUUGUUUUAGUCGUGUAAAAGUUUUUUUUUUUUGAUAAUUAUUUUUUUUUUGUUAUUACGUGCAAUACUUGGCAUGAAGUAUUUUUGUUAUAUUUUGUACUUUUAUAUAAAAUAAUAUUUACUUUAUGCUUUGUUUUUGCAAUUUUUUUAGGCUGCGUAAGACAGCUUUCGUAACCAGUAAGUCACUGCCGAUUGUUGUUAGAAAAAAGUAUGCUGAAAGCAAGCACUAUUGCAAUAAUAUGAAAAAUAUUUUUUUGGUAUAUCUUAGAUGUAAUUAUUAUUAAUUAGGCUAGAAUAUUGUUAUAUUACAAACAACUGUACUUCAAUUCAAAUGUGGAACUUAAUUUUUAUUCCAACUAUUUUUAACCAACAAAUGUCAAACGUCAACUGUCAGUUAUGGCGGUAAUAAUUUGUUAAGUAAUCACUGCGAUUAUUACAAUUUUUUACAUCAAAUAACUACAUUUUGUCGUGUUAUAGUGUAUCUCGGUUGUCUAUUUGUUGUCCAUAUCAAUUCUAUACCGUCGAAAUAGCCAAGUAAAUUGUUAUAUUCAAUAAAACUGUAUCGUAAGGGCACAAGUACUUCUUUUAGUUAUAAUAUAAUGUAGUUAUGUAUUAAUGUAAGUAUAAAAACAAUGUGCCACAUGAAAGCUACGUUUAAUUUAAGGAGUAUGUGAUUGAUGUUUUGCCAAUAGCGUACAUCGCGCGUUACUUGGAAGUGGCAACUGCGUAAGAAUGUGUAAAGGUUAAUUGAACUGAUAAUAUAGGGAUAGGUGUAAGAUUUUUGUACUGUAUUACGUAAUACGUAUUUUUUUAUAUUUGUAUUUCUAGCAGUAAAUAUAUUAUUUUUCAUGUAUGAUAAAUUGGGGUGCAUUGCACUGUUAUUCCAAUUAAUAUAAGAGCUUUUUUUGUUCGGUAUGUGUACGGAGGUUCUAUAUUAUUUUGCAAUGCGGUAUAUUUUCAGUAUAGAGUGUAUGGCACACGGCGUGGCUGUCUGAGUGAGGCCGAAUAAUUUUUAUAUUAAAAAUUAUGAGGACAGAGAGAAUGUUAACACGUCCAAUAUUUUAACUUUAUGUUUGUUAUGAUAUGUAAGUAUUAUAUUGAUAUUUUAUUCUUUAUUACUUAGAGUUAUGAAAAUUAUUUUUAUAUAUAGAGCAAAUAAAUUUGAUUUUGAAGUAUG